AUGGCCCUAGAGACGUCAACAUGGCUGAACCAAUGCUUCGUGGAGAACAUUCUGCGAAAAUCGGAAGAUAAUAAUUCGAUCCGGGUGAUCGAUAUAUUUUCGAAACCAGCCACGAAUAAAGGUGAUAACUACACUAGCGAUAUGAUCCGAAUUACUGCAGAAUAUUCGCGAGACCAAGACAGCUGUAAGAUUAAAGAGAAAAAAUCAAUUAUCCUUAAAAUAUUGCCUAAACUCGGAAGUGUUCGACAAAAGUUUGUCACAAAAUCAGGUCUCUUUCGAACCGAAAUGUUGAUGAUGUCAGACACCUUGAAUAAAAUGAAUAAAUUGUUGGAGCCGAAGUAUCGUUUGAGCGGGAAGACUCUCUAUGUGCAAAAUGAAAAUCCAAUGCUUAUAGCAAUCGAAGAUCUCGCGUCUCUUGGAUUUCGAAUGGCCGAUCGUUUGUCUGGUCUUGAUUUAGAUCAUUCCAUAUUGGCGUUUCACGGACUUGCCAGGUUUCAUGCAGCCUCUGUAGCCUUAUGUGAAAAGGAACCACAACAAAAAGAAAUGUACUUGAAAGGAACAUUUAACAAGCAGCAAUCAUCGGAAAUGAAAGAUAUUUUUAUCAAAUGUACUAAAGGUUUAGCAGACGAGAUUGUAAAUUGGCCUGAAGUAAAAAAAUAUUCGGAAAAAAUUGCUAAACUCUCCGAUCAUAUAUAUCAAAUAGGGAUAGAUGCAACCAAGCUCAAUAAUGAGGAAUUUAAUGUCAUUACUCAUGGUGAUUUCCACGUGAACAAUAUGUUGUUCAGAUAUGACAAUAAUGGCAAACCUAUUGAUCACAUUUUUGUUGAUUUCCAAAUGUGCGUUUACGCAACGCCUGCACUCGAUUUAAUAUUUUUUUUCAAUACAAGUCCUUCCUUGGAUGUCAUGGAAAACAAAAAAGAUAUUCUAUUAAAUGAAUAUCUUGACACUUUGUCAGCAACUAUGAAGCAAUUGAAUUGCAAGACGCUGCCGCCUACCAUGGAGGAACUGAAAGUUACCAUAAAGCAAAAAGCUCAUUAUGCAAUGAUAAUAUUCUUCGUCGUUUUACCAUUUAUGCUGUGCUGUAAGACCAAGGCAACAGAUUUGGAUGAAUUAUUGAGUACUGGUAGACAUCCAGGUUUCAAGAGCGAAAAUUAUAAAAAAUUAAUGAUAAAAAGAUUACCACUGUAUGAUGAAUGGGGUUUAUUGGACCUUUAAAGUUUGUUUCACAUUUUGUGAUAUAAAAUAAAAAAAUAGAAAAUCAAUAUAAAUCUAGCAAAUAAGUAAAAUAAUUAAAUAUAAAUAGUUAGGUUACACAGCUUUUCACGCCAGUUUCGCCAAUAAUAACCAAUAUGUAAGGAUGCGGUACCAGACUACGUAUUAAAAACUGAAAUUAAAAAUUUAAAGUUUCUAAAAAUUUAAGUUUUUAACAACUGGUAUAAGCUCAAUUUGUUCUUGACC
Molecule: messenger RNA, 1458 nt
Organism: Cyphomyrmex costatus
Lineage: Eukaryota; Metazoa; Arthropoda; Insecta; Hymenoptera; Formicidae
Exons: 5
Coding region: 1-1215 (404 amino acids)
Source: RefSeq, a predicted model, not a curated record